This is a messenger RNA of Protobothrops mucrosquamatus (brown spotted pit viper), 1239 nucleotides long. Its product is annotated as histone H3.3. Gene Ontology annotation, cellular component: nucleosome. Lineage: Eukaryota; Metazoa; Chordata; Lepidosauria; Squamata; Viperidae. Gene Ontology annotation, molecular function: protein heterodimerization activity; DNA binding; structural constituent of chromatin. The record is from RefSeq and is a predicted model, not a curated record. The coding region runs from base 151 to 561 and encodes 136 amino acids. The transcript is spliced from 4 exons.
GAGUCGGCCUUCGCGAGUCAGCCAUCUUUCAAUUGUGCUCUCAUCCGCCGUCGCCCGCAGCAGCUUCAGCACCUCCUCCUUCGUUGCCUGCUCGGCAGCCGCGCUCAGCGUAAGCGGACGGGGGUAUAAGGAAGAGAAGUUCGCGGGAACAUGGCUCGUACCAAGCAAACUGCCCGCAAAUCCACUGGGGGGAAGGCGCCCAGGAAGCAACUCGCGACGAAAGCCGCUCGAAAGAGUGCGCCCUCUACCGGCGGGGUCAAAAAACCUCAUCGCUACAGGCCAGGUACUGUAGCUCUUCGUGAAAUCAGGCGUUAUCAGAAAUCAACUGAACUUCUGAUUCGCAAACUUCCAUUUCAGCGCCUGGUGCGUGAAAUUGCCCAGGACUUCAAAACAGAUCUGCGUUUCCAGAGCGCAGCUAUUGGUGCUUUGCAGGAGGCAAGUGAGGCCUACCUGGUUGGCCUGUUUGAAGACACCAACCUUUGUGCUAUCCACGCCAAACGUGUCACAAUCAUGCCAAAAGAUAUCCAGCUAGCACGUCGCAUACGUGGAGAGCGUGCUUAAAUUCUACUAAGAUGGAUUUGUCAUUUUCAAAACAAAUAAAAUCUCUUCUUCCUGUUAUUGGUAGUAAUGAACGUUAGAUUUUUUUUUUCCCAUGGGGUUAAAAGGUACCUAAGUCUAUGGUUGCAGAUGGAAAAAUAGAGGACAGAAUCGGGUAUUGGCAAGUUAUUUUUCAUUUUCAUUUGUGUGUGGAUUUUUAAUAUAAACGUGGGGACAUAUAAAGCAUUAUUGCUGUAAAAAAACCCAUUUCAUUGAACAAAUUUCAGCAGUUCAACUUUAUAACAAUUAUAAAUAUGCCAGUCAGACUUUUCUGGACAAUGCCAGCAUUUGGUUUUUGUUUUUUUUAAAAAGGUAAAUUUCUUAUUGAUGGCAACUAUAUGAAGUCUGUAUCAUACAGUAGAUUCCAUCCACUCAUUAUACUUUUCUAAGUUGUCCUACAUGCAAGUAUAUGUUUUUAAUGUUGUCUGUCUUCUGUGCUGUACCUGUAAGUUUGCUAUUAAAAUACACGAAAUAAUAUUUGUUUUUUGUCUUAAUUUUUAAGUAUUUAUUACCUAUAAUUCAGCAGCAAUGGAUACCUGUUUAAAAUGCACUUAAUAUGCUGCAUUUAUAUGAAAAUUUAUAAAAUGUAUGUUGUAGCUCAAAUAUAGAAUUAUGAACCCAUUAAAAUAUUUGAGGAUACAG